Molecule: messenger RNA, 621 nt
Organism: Trichomonas vaginalis G3
Lineage: Eukaryota; Parabasalia; Trichomonadida; Trichomonadidae
Product: proteasome regulatory particle assembly
Exons: 1
Coding region: 1-621 (206 amino acids)
Source: RefSeq, a predicted model, not a curated record
AUGAGCGAAGGAAUUGUUCUGAAUUUCGAAUAUAUUGGUGCGCAUAUCAAAGAUUACAUUAAAGACGAAAAUUUCUUUAGCACAUUCGAUAUGAAAGAUAUCAUUACGACCAUGAAAUAUGCGAAUUUAAAUUCAGGUGACUUUGAUACACUUCUUAAGCAAGCAUCCCUUACUACCAAAGCGAAUGAAAUAUAUUUUUGUACUCGACAUGCGAAUGUUUCAAUAGAAAACUUGCAAGAUGCAAUUUCAACACUAGAAUCUAUCCGAAAAUACAUGAAAAUGGGAAUAUUAGAUGGAAUUAUUGACACAUUAAACCAUUCAGCAAAUGAAAUCGAAACACUUCAAACAGAGUUAAAUCAAAUUCAAAAUGAAAAAGAAAACAUCGAGAAAGAAUUACAAUCUCUUAGAUCUCAAGUCAAACAAGAAGAAGUAAACGAUUUACCAGACGAAUUUCUUUCAAAAAUUUCAGAACUAAAGAAUUUACGUGAUUUCGAUAGUAUGUACAAAUUUCUAGUUGAAAUUUCUGAAAAAGGUGAUAAAAAGAUGAUGCUCAAAGCAUCUGAACUAGGCCUUUAUAUUUGGGAUGGUGACUAUACUCUACUUGAUCGUGCAUGUGAAUAA